Rotaria socialis is the source of this 2955-nucleotide messenger RNA. Lineage: Eukaryota; Metazoa; Rotifera; Eurotatoria; Philodinida; Philodinidae. The record is from the annotation of a GenBank genome assembly.
AUGAGCAUUCAUCAGGAAUCUUUUUAUAUAUCAAUUCCGAAUUUAACGAUACAGUCAAAUGAUACUGCAAGUACACUACCAUCCACUACACUUCCUAGACAAAUUUUUGUUGUACUAUUUCCAUGUAUGGCUUUAACUGGUGUUAUAUGCAAUACACUAGUAUUUGUGAUCAUGCGACGUCGGCGUAUGUCUCAUCUUUCAACAUGCUACUAUAUGGGAAUAUUAGCCAUAGUUGAUACCAGUGUCCUACUUCUCGGCUUGUCUGUAAUGUGGCUUUAUUUACUAAAUCGAUCAUGGUCAUUAUUAUUAAAAUCAACAUUUGUUUGUAAACUUCUUUCACUUUUAUUUUAUACGGUAUGCGAUGUUAGCGUUUGGCUUGUUUGCAUGAUGUCUGUCGAUCGUUGCAUAGCUGUAACACGGCCACUCCAUGCUAGUUCAAUAUGUACAGUACGACGUGCACAAAUAUGUGUCUUAAUUCUUGUUAUAUCUAUUUUAUUAAUUAAUAUGCAAUUUUUAUUUACACACUAUUUAUCGAGUGAAAAUGAUUGUACGUAUCAUCAACGUUAUGAAUUUUUUAUCGAACAUAUUUGGCCAUGGAUAGAUGCAGCUGUCUAUUCUGCGUUACCAUUUAUAUUAUUAUUAACAAUGAAUUCAAUUAUUGUACAUAGUUUAUUUCAAGCACGACGUUCAACAUCAAAUUUACAAAUUCAUCAAUCUCUAACAACACGACAAAAAAAUAAAUUGUCAACUUCAAUGUCACGAAAGUUAACAACAAUGCUUUUAGCUGUAACAUUUUUUUUUCUAUUAAGUUCAUUUCCAAUGGUUUGCUUACAAAUUUAUACGAAUAUACAAAAAAAUAAUCAAUAUAAUCAAAUGUUUGCACAACAUUAUCUUAAACCAUUAUGUGAAACAUUACAAUAUUCAAAUCAUUGUAUCAAUUUUUUUCUUUAUGCUAUAACCGGUAAAGCAUUUCGUCAUGAACUAAAACGAUUGUUUCGUAGUAUUGCCGUUAAAAUGCAUCUAUCAAAAGAUACAGUACAAAAGGUCGGCGAACGUCGAACGACAGCGUUUAAUAUUAAUUAUUUAGCUGGUGAAAAUGACUUUGAACAACGAUUGAAACAAACGAGAUUAACUCCCAUGGCUCUUCAAUUUCUUCAAUGUCGACAAUCAAUCGAUUUAGUACAUAGUAAUAGUAGUAUCAUUCAUCAACAUGUUCGACAGAAACAACAACAACAACAACUAUUACAGCCUCAAAAAAAGUUUCAUUUGAAUGAAAUAGCUAUGGCAAGAAAAGGUUUACAGAUUUCAAAUGAAACUGAUGAACAAUCGUCACUGUUAGAUAGCCAAGUUCAUUAUUCAGCAAAUUCUACACGAGAAGAUUUUACUCGUAGUCGUUCAUCCACAUUCUUCAAUGAAACUUCAAAAAAAGAGCGAUUUCGUGAUAUACGCAUAUGUUAUUUCGGAAUGUUUGUUAGCUCCAUUGUAUUCAGUAUAACUGUUUCAUCACUUUGGCCUUUUCUUCAAAUCGUUGAUCCACAUGCUGAUGCAAGUUUUCUUGGUUGGCUUGUCGCUGCAUUUUCAAUUGGUCAAUUGAUAGCAUCACCUAUAAUUGGUUACAUUGCAAAUCGAACUGAUAAUAAUAAAUUACUCUUAGUUCUAAGUACAUCACUUAUUGUAGUAGCUAACAUUCUCUAUGCGUACAUACAAAGUAUAAACAAUCUGGUGGUGUCAAAUAAAUGGUGGAUUAUGCUUGCGCGUUUUAUAAUGGGAAUUGGUGCAGCUAAUUCAACGAUAAUGCGCUCAUAUGCUUCAGCAGCAACUACACUAGGAGAAAGAACGAAUGUUAUGGCUAAUCUAUCGGCUUACCAAGGAGUGGGUUUUAUUCUUGGACCUCUGAUCCAAGCUCUAUUUGCUUUUCUUAGUUUUCCUGGUCCUAUUCAUAGGCCUUGGCUCUACUUAAACAUUUAUACGGCUCCGGCUUUUUUCAGUGCUCUAACGGGUGGUAUUAACCUUGCAUUAUUCUUAGUAACAUUUAAAGAUGUACGCAUUGUUUCGUCAUCGAGAAAGAGUUUCAAAGGAACCAGACCAGAACCAAUUUCAUCUUCAAUGGAACGGCAUGAACAAUUAAUGGCUAUUAUAUGUUGUCUUUAUAUGUUUUUUGUUGCGUACUUAACAUUUACAAAUUUUGAAACAAUAGGUUCACCACUUUCAAUCGAUAUGUACGCAUGGUCUAAAGAGCAAAGUACACGAAAUAAUGGAUAUAUACUUGGUGCACUUGGUUGCAUGUCAGUAGGAAUUUUAAUAGUUACUAAAUUAUUAGCUAAACGAUUCCAAGAUCGUGCUUUAGUAUUACUCGGUUUGGUUAUAUCUUUUGUUGGUUACUUUCUCCUAUUGCCAUGGGGUACCGAUUACCCGAGCGUUCAAAUCGCAUCGUUUACACCUACUACUGUAACUUCUACAUCAUCAAUGUCUACAUCAGCGUCAACGUUACCAACUACAACUCCUGAUAGCGAUGAAAAAGGUUGUCCACUUGAUUAUCAUUGGUGUUAUACUGUACCGCGAGUGCAACUAUGGCAAUAUAUAUUAGCAUCGGUUGUUAUUACGAUAGGUUUUUCUAUUUGUAAUGUUAUUUGUUAUUCGAUAUUUUCAAAAAAACUUGGUGAUCGUCCACAAGGCACAAUGAUGGGUAUAUUUACUAGUGCCGGUUCAUUAGCUCGUGCAUUUGGCCCAAUAACAGUUGGUUUUCUUUAUAAACAGUGGGGACCACGUGUUUUAAUGAUAUUUAUGCUUUUUAUCGUCUCAACCAGUGUUGUAGCACUAACAUUUAAUUACAAACGAUUGUAUAUUGAAACUGAAAGUGAACUGAGUGGUGAUAAUGAUGAUGAUGAUGAUGACCCAAUUAAUAUUAACAGUAGUGAACGUGCUAGAUCAAACAGCAAUAUUGAUAUUGCUUAA